Molecule: messenger RNA, 1290 nt
Organism: Lemur catta (Ring-tailed lemur)
Lineage: Eukaryota; Metazoa; Chordata; Mammalia; Primates; Lemuridae
Product: keratin-associated protein 10-11
Exons: 7
Coding region: 514-933 (139 amino acids)
Source: RefSeq, a predicted model, not a curated record
GCCAGGGCGACAGAGCGAGACUCUGUCUCAAAAACAAAAAAGAACUCUCAGGAGAUCGGGCUGGAGAAACGAGGCGGGAAGGAGUUUGGGCCUCGGCGGUCGCCGUAGAAAUAACGCUCGAUCCCCAUGGCAACAGCAAGAAGCAGCCAAAGGCUUCUGGGCGGAGCUGGCUCCACGGCCGAGGGGAGCCGGCGCGGCGCGGAAUCCGUGAAUUGCCCGGGCCACGCGGGUGCAGGUGAUGGGGCUGGGUCGACGGACAGAGCCGGGCUGUGGGGACAGCGGAGGGUGUGGCCUGGGCCGGGCUGGGGUCUGCGAUGCCGGCGCCGCCCUCGAAUCCCGGGACCGCCAACUCACACUGUCCGAACCAUAGAGCAACUGAGACCAGUUUUCCCCAAACUGGAAACGGGAGACGGAGGAGAGUGGGCACCCGGGUCUGACGGCCCAUCCCAGCCUCUGAGGCCCAGGACCUUCUCUCCCCUGCAGCUCCCGGACUGACUGGCGCCGCCCUGCCCCAUGGACGCCUCCUCUAGCCCAUGGAAUCCAACCCCGGCUCCCGUCAGCAGCCCUCACCUGCUGCUCCCCAUCCCUGCCAUCGUCUUCAUCGCUGUGGGCAUCUAUUUGUUGCUGCUGGGCCUAGUGCUGCUGGUUAGGCACUGCCUGCGGGUCCAGGGCUGCUGCACAGACUGCAGCUCCCCCUGCAGGAAGCAAGGUGCCUUCCAGCCUCAAGACUGUUGCUGGACCUGUGCAGAAGCCUGUGACUUCCCUUUGCCCAGCCCAGCCCACUGCCUGGAUGCCUGCUGCCCCCAGCCCACCGAAGCUGGUUGGGCACCUCGCUGCCCUCGCUGCUGCCCACUCUGCGACUGUGCCUGUGCGUGCCAACUUCCUGACUGCCAGAGCCUCAACUGUCUCUGCUUUGAGAUCAAGCUCCGAUGAGGAUCCAGGGUCCCUGCCCUUUGGGGAGCAGCCAGCCCCCAGGACCCACAUACCCUCAUCCCUAAGGGGCCUCAAGACACCUUUCUCCAGGGGCCGGGAGGCACUGCUCACCACAGACAGCAUUACCCGAGGAGCUUGGACCUUAAAUAUCAGGAUAUAUAGGGGUGCCCCAACCACAUCCCUGUCCAUGGACUCUUGGUUAUUUUAAGAGAUACCUGGCCAAGAUUUAUUUCUCUUGACAACCAAGGGCCUCAGUCUGGAUUUCCAAGGAAGAAAUUUCCUUUGAAGUACCGGAACUUGCUGUCACCAGCAUCAUGCCCUACCCACAUCCAGCGCUGACCCCGGAGCAGAAGAAGG